UUUCUGAACGAUUCAUGUCAUGGUGCGACUUCGAAUCGGCAUGCAUUGGUUCGAAGUUUUGAUAAUUUUCUAAUUUUUGUAAAAAUGUCUUUAAAAUGGACUGGAGGUCAAAGUGAGUCCGGUAUAUUAAGAAAGAGUGAGUUCAAGGAGAAGAAAGAAGACCUUUUCGUGUUCGGCUACUCGUGCAAAUUGUUCAGGGACGAUGAUAAAGCCCUUCACAUUGACCAAGGCAAACACCUCAUUCCGUGGAUGGGGGAUGAAACGUUGAAAAUCGACAGGUAUGAUGCACGGGGAGCCCUGCACGACCUGACGAGGCUCGAAGCCCCGCCGGGAGGUUACGACUGGCGAGUGGAACUUACUAGGGCUGAGCUGGAUGUGGAACAGCUAUGUGAUGAGGAGCGAUACCGUGCACUGCACACUGACGAAGAUGAAGAGGAAAUGUAUAAAGAGGAAGAACUAAAGCGCCUGCAUGCAGCCGGUUAUGGUCAGGUGGGGUUCAACUACGACGCCCCUGCAGAGCCGGAGCCUCCGCCACAACCAGCGGAGGUGGAUGAGGAACCAUUCACUCCCACACCUGCAUUCAGAGCCCUCCUGCCUAUUGACACAGUGUUUCCUGAAACCUUAAAACAGAAUGCUAUAAUAGAGAAGACGGCGAAGUUCAUAGCAUCGCAGGGCGCUCAAAUGGAGAUCCUCAUCAAAGCGAAGCAGGGUGACAAUCCACAGUUCAAGUUCCUCAACCGGGACUCGAACCUGCAUCCUUACUAUACCGCGCUUAUUGGACUUGUCAAGGCUGAGAAGUGGCCUGAAAAGAAAGUCGAAGUUGUUGAAGAAAAACCACCUGAAAAUGAAGAAUAUCUCCACCCCAGUUUGGCAUCAACCGUGAUUGAAUCUGCACCAGCGAUCCCAAGCAUCCACUACAAACCAUCAGCAGACUGCGAUUACACAAUGCUGAUCAGCAAGAUGCGAGGAGAGGAUGAGAUGGAUGUCGACGGAGAGCCCCGUGGAGACGUGCCCCCGCCAGGAACCGAACCGCCGCGGCACAGGACGCCGGGCGCUGAGAUAUAUAGGGCGCCUGUCAUGUAUACUAAGGGACCUGAUGGUAAUCAUGUGGAUCCCACAGCGCCAAUGCCGUCGCAGUACCAGCAGUACGCAGCAUACUACCAGCAGUAUCAAACACAGGAACAACAGCUGCAGCAGCAGGUGAAGAAGCCGCCGACACAACCCUCGCUCAAGUCCACCGGUCUCAGCCUGAUGAAGAACUAUAAUACUGACUCCGAUAGCGAUGUGUCGGAUUUCGACGACAGUUCAUCAACGGACAGCAGAGACAGAGUCCCCAUCAUCACACCGCCGGAUGACGUGCAAAUUGUGAUCGACAAGAUGGCGUCGUACGUCGCACGAAAUGGCGACGAGUUCGCGGAUAUUGUGCGCGCUAAAAAUGAUCCACGGUUCACGUUCCUUGAUCCGGAGAAUAUUUACCAUCCGUAUUAUAAGCGGUUGAUGCAGCAGAAGAGAGGAAUUGAUGUCAAUGGGAAGGAGAAGAAGAAAAGGACUGCUGCACCUGUAUCAUUCUCAAUAAAAAAACUGAAGGAACCGGAUCCAAUCUUACCAAAACCGGCGUUACCUUACGAGUCCAGUUCAGACGAUGACUCGGAGAAGCCAGCAGAGAAGCAACCAGCUCAGGAGGAGUUUAAGGAACCACCUAAAGUAUACCCACAAACAUUCCCAACAAACAACAUCCCACCAGUAGUCAUGUAUAAAAUAGACCCACAAUACAAUGACUUACCUUUAAUGAGGCCGUAUAUAGAACCGGUAAAGCCUCUUAAGCCCCCUCCUAAGCCCCCAAUGUUACCAGAGUACAACGAAAUGCCAAAACAAGAGGAGAUUGCACCCCUACCUGAACCGCCCCCACCACCAGUACCUCAACAAGUUAUAGAAAUCCCAACCGUACCUUUGAAAGAAGCUCCGACUGUAGAAAAAGUCGAAAUAGUCAUUGAGAAGGAGAAAGAAGUACCAAGUGUAGAAGUUGUACAGAAGAAGGAAACUCCUCCUGUGAAAGAGACUCAGAAUAGAGACAGUCCGUAUACAAGAGAGAGUCCGUUUCGCAAAGAAAGUCCACCUAAGAGAGACAGUCCUUAUACUAGAGAAAGUCCUUACAGAAGGGAAAGUUCAUUAAAAAGAGAGAGUCCUUACAAAAGAGCGAGUCCUCUCGCCAGAGACAGUCCCCAUUCUAGAGGGAGUCCGCACAAGAGAGAAGGUUCCCACAAACGCGAUAGUCCUCAUCACAGAGAUAGAGAAAGAGAUUCUCAUAAAAGAGAUAAAAAGAAGCAUAAAGAUCGUAGGAAGGAACAUCGAUCAAAAUCAGAGAGUAGGGAGUCAAGGAGGAAUGAUAGGCGGAGUGCUGAGAGGGAGAAGAAAAGAGAAAAGGACAAAGUAAGAGAGAGUGAGAGUAAGAGAAGUAAAUAUAGUAAAGAGGAGUUGGAGAAUGAGAUCAUAUCUCUAGUUGAUAAUUCUGAUGACUUGAUUGAUUUGACGGGAGAUCAGUCUGAUUCUAAAGUGGAGGGAGAGACGGAGGCGGAGCGCGCGAAGCAGUUGGAGCGGCGGCGGCGCGCGGCCGAGUUCCUCAAGAAGGUCGGCGUCGACCCCGCCGCCGCCGCGCUGCCUACUUCCUCGCUCGCCAGUGCUAUGGUGGAUACUUUGGAGUCUAUUCGAAAGAAGAAAGCAGAAGAAGAAGAGAAGAGACGGCGGCGAGACAAGAGAAGACACCGUGAUAGACGAGAUUACGAAGACGAGUCUGAGCGGUCACACAGGAAGAGUAAACGUCGAAAGUAUAGAUCGUCAGACGACAACGAUGAAUCUGACUAUGAUGGUUCAAAAAAGAAGAAACGAAAGAAGGACAGGAAGCACAGUUCCAAAAGCAAGCGCAAGCGCAGGAGAGAGGACGCGGAGGAAACGGAACAGCCAAUCACAGUCAACAUCGACUUGACAAGCACUCUCAAAGAACUCCGCACUUCCUCUCCCACCAAAGAACUUGUACUCCAAGAUACAGAAGAAGCACAGGCCUUCGUAAGACCAGAUUCUUCUGAUGAUGAUUUAGAAAGAGAUAGGAGGAGAAAGAGAGAGAGACAGUACAGUGAAGGAGAGUGGUCGAGCGACUCCGAAGGAGAUUCCAAGUCAAGUGCUAGCAAGAAUGAUGAUUAAAUAAAUCAGUAACUACAUAUUUUUGUAUUAUACAUAACUCAAGUUACAAUAUGGUAAAUUAAUUAUUUUCUACGGUUUACUGUCGCACCCAGAGACAUUUAAUGAUUACUUAAACUAAUCCGUAAUCUAAAAAUAAGUCGGGUUUUCCUUCUUGACUCUAUAACUUUAGAACGCACGAACCGAUUUCCAAGGUUUUGCAUUCGUUGGAAAGGAAAGGGUUCCGUAAGGUUUAUAGCAAAGAAAAUUCAGGAAAAAAUCAAGAGGAAAACAGGAAAAUAGGGAAAAUCAUUGGUGGCGAAACGGAGUUCGCCGGGUUUGCUAGUACUUAGUAAUGAUUUUGUUCCGAAAACAAUUGCUAAGGUCUGGGUAAAGUAACCAUUAAAUGACUCUGAGUACGGCAGUUACUUAUGUAACGUGUGACUUGGAUACACUCGAUAUUUAUCGCGCGAUGCUGUGCAAUGAGUAUGAGCCCCGUGCGUGGCUCGAAACUAAUCGAGUUACCUUGUCAUAUAGUAGUAGGAAGUGUGCCGUAAAACAUAAUUAAAUCAAUAACUUAACACCAAGUAAAUUAAGUCGGUUUUACAGUAACAAAGGAAACUACAGUUCUUGUAAUUGUAAUGUUAUACCUAUAUCUCUUAUCAAAAUUGCAUGGUAGUUACAAUAAAUCGUGUUUUAAAAAAGUAAUCUUAUGUUCUUAUGUAUAAAGGUGAGUUUUAAAUACCACUUAUGUAGUGGUUGUAGUUAGGUUUUAAUUAAAAAUAAUAAAGAUUGUGUUCUUAAUUUCGAUAUUAAAUUAUUCCGUAUCGAAGGUAGAUUUAUUCUUUGUUUAUCUCUAUUGAUCCCUUCGUGUUAAGAGUCGUGAUGUUUGUGGAAAAACUUAAUGAUAUUAUAAACUGCAAUAAAUAUAUUAAAUAGAUGGAAAUUAUAAUAAAAUAUACACUAUAUUGUACAAUUUUAUAACAUUUAUUUUUAAUAUUACAUAGAAAACUUUAAACAAUACGUAGUUCAUUAAUCCGGGCAUAUUUUAUAGUGUAAACAGCCUUUAGCAAUGACAGGUCUAUCAAUAGUUAAAUAAAAUUAUUCUAUAAAUAAUAUAUUAUUAUGUACCAUUAUCUGUCUGUUUAAAGGAAAAAAAAACGAAAGUAAAUCAAGAAAAUGUUUCUUAAUGUCUAAUUCAUAAUUUAACCUUUUGCAUCUGGUAUAUAAGACAACAAUAGAAAAUACAUUGUGUCCCCCGUAGAUCUGCGUUCCGGCACACGAUGGGUUAAAACGCAUAUCGAUAUUUUUCCUUUUCAUGAAUUUUCAUAAUUCCCUACACUGAAUUUAUUGCUCAAAUGGUGCUUACAACCGCAAUAUGUAUUCAUCAUAAACAUACCAGCCACAAGACGUCUUCUGCUGAAAAUCCCUUCCUCCAAAACAGCCGCAUAUCUGUUUAGUUACAAGAUAUAUUCAUUAAACAAUUGUGUGCUCAUUCUUACUCCAUAAUAUUGAUAAAAACAUGUAUACCUACCAUUGUGCUCUUAAAUCUGUUUUAAUUUAAUUUGUAAUAGAAUUAAAUAAAUGUGUAUAAAUCUUAUAUCUAGUGUAUCCCUUACUAAUGCAUACUAGUAGCAGAAAUUUAUGACGAGUCUACAGGUGCUUUUUCACCAGAGAUGUGCUUUGUAGGUUUGCUACGAAGAUAUAAAACUAUGUGACCGUUUCCACUGAUACUAAGUUAUGUAUCUCUGCUAGGAAAAGACGCAGCUCUAGUAUGCGAUGUAACGAGAGUAGGGAAGCCAACCAUAGCACGCAUCUUAUCAUAUUAAAACAUAGCUUAGCUGAUUCCGUUUCCACCAGCGCUAUGCUAUGUGAAUAUGAAACGCAUCCACAGCAACGUAAUAUACCACAUCUCUGAUAGAAAAAAAACCCUAAUACAUACCAGUGUCAGAAAUUUAUGAUGUGCUUAACGGCGCUAAUGACUUACCAGAACCUACCGACGAGUAAAAUAAUUAUUAUUUAGCCAAAAACAAUGUUCUUUCUUAUGGUUUUUGGAGAUGUCAAAUGCUUUCGUAUCAUAAUUAUAUUACCUUCAUUGAUAACUAUGUUUAGUAAACAUCUAGAAUCUAGAUAGCUCUUUAUUGAUCGAUGGUUUUGUCAAAUACUAAAGCCCCUAACAGACAAGCUGCUUAGUACGUGACUUGUAUUUUUUUUAAUACGUCAUACGUCGUACAAAGUUUUCCAUUUUUCUGCCCGGAGAUAAAAUGAUUGAAAUAUUGAAUUGAGUGACACUAUCGGUACUGUUUCGUACGAGUGGCUGCAAUUACAAAUGUUUAGAAAGAGGUAACACCUCACAUCUCUAAAAUAGUAAGACCUGCAUUUCUUAUCGGACUAUUCUGAGAAGAAAUCCCGAAACAAAUUCAGAGGUUUUAAAAGAGAACUAUGUUCUCUUUUAUACUUCAGACAAACCAAAUAAAGAAUAAUGUGAGAGAAGCUUGGGGCUUUUGAUUUAAAACAGAAUAUUAUUUCUUCUCAAUAAAAACAAUUCCAAUGUUUUCUGUUUUAAAUAAUAAUAAAACCAAUUACAAAUACUCUUUUAAAUAGAGAAGAAUGUAUACUGUACCUACUAUCUUCUGUCUACUGUAGGAUAUUUGUAAAUUUGUCAGUUAUUCCAUCAAUACUGUGUUCUAAGUACUAUGUCGUCGGAAUGUUUUAGACUUUUAGAUAAUUAUUUAUGUUAAUAUAAUAUACCUACGUUUUUAAACACAUGCUCCCGAGGUAAGCUUUGUGUAACGGUAUGUACAAUAGCAAUAUAAUUAUUAAAUAAAUAAAUAUAGUUUCCUAUU
Spodoptera frugiperda (fall armyworm) is the source of this 6020-nucleotide messenger RNA. RefSeq names its product splicing factor, suppressor of white-apricot homolog (gene su(w[a])). The annotation marks the transcript as partial. NCBI's taxonomy places the organism in Eukaryota, Metazoa, Arthropoda, Insecta, Lepidoptera, Noctuidae. Gene Ontology annotation, molecular function: RNA binding. The transcript is spliced from 14 exons. The record is from RefSeq and is a predicted model, not a curated record. Gene Ontology annotation, biological process: RNA processing; mRNA 5'-splice site recognition.